AACUCCUCUUUACCUCUCCUCUUCAUUUGUCCUCAUUCAAUAUAUUUUCCAAUCUGAUGUGCCUCUCCCGGGGGCUCAGGAGGACCAGGAGACAGACAGCAUUGGGUGAUUUGCAAGUGGCGUGAUUGACAUCUCUAGGCUCGGUUGUUCGUUGUCCACAAGGUGGCACGGGGAAAGUGAAUCAAGUGGCAGGUGUUCAGGAGCACCAGUAUGGCUGUGGAGAGUUUCUCAGUGCUUCUGCAGAAACUGCGGGAUGUCCAUGAGCAUGAACUCGAAGGGUGGCAGGAGAAAGUACUAGAGCUGACAAAUAAAAAGAAUGUUGAUACAAAGCGUAUAGAAGAACUUUACAGCAGGAACCAACAGAUGAGAGAACAACAACGGAUGCUCACUGAGAAUGUAAAAAUACUGGAGAACAGGUUACGAGCAGGCUUGUGUGACAGGUGUACAGUCACUCAGGAUGUGGCUAAAAAAAGACAGCAAGUGUAUGAAAACUCUCAGCUUCAGAGUUUACAGCAUAUCUCACUACUAGUGACUGAGAUUACUGCUAUGAAGAAAGAAAAUGACAGAUUGAGAGAGCUGCUGAAGAUCCUAAGUGAACAAACCAAUUCUUCAUCGUUCAGUCGGCAGAAUGGUAAUUCAGAUGGCUCAAUCACUCCAGAGGUCAAGUUAUCACCUGAUAAUACAGUGGCUGCGGUGACUCUAAUGACCUCAGGGCUAAAGUCUAGCCAGCCACCACCAGGGGACGCCACUAUACAUGCAGAGACUUUCAAGCGUGAGACAGAAAACAGUCCAACUUGUUGCCUAGAGAAAGUCUCUGAACACAAACUUAUACAAGGCUGGGCCAGAGCAUUUUUAUUUGAUUCUAAUAAGCCCAAAUUGUCCAUCUCAAGUCCAUUGAGAUGGGGAUCAGAGUAUGGAACAGAAAGGAGAGCUUCCAGUGUAGACUUGGUGGAGCAAGGGCAUUCCCCUUUGUCUCCUUCUCUCCCCACUACUUUUAGGCCACUGAAGAACAAUCCUAUUUCUUCAUCAACUGCCUCUGAAGAACAUACCACCCGGCAACAAAUCCACACCCCUGUUCCCUGCCGGCCGCUUCCAAUCAAGUCUGGUCACCUCCCCUGGCCACUAUCAGAAUCCACUGACUGGGUAACAGUAUCAACACCCAGCUCUGGUUUUAGUGGUGGGAUAGCAGUUCACUCAAGCCAGACCCAAAUUCCAAGCUCAAAUAUACUGCGAUUCCCUAAACUGGUCUCACCAAUCAAUGGCCUCCAGUCUCGCACAUAUGGCCCAAGCCCUGAUAGUCUGCACACUUGGUCAGAGCAGUCUCCACGCAGACAUCUCUCAGAGCAUGCAGAGAGUAAAGAAAAGAGAGUGGCAGGAGUGGAAGCCAUUACAACACCACCCGAGUGGAGGAACUCAGCAGUGCAGCCAGAGAGGAUUUUUGGAGAGAACCUGAGAAAGGACGAAGAGGAAGUACCUUUGGAUCUGUCGGAGUCGGGACGCUCCAAUAGCAAAGAGAAAGAGAAAACACAGUCACAGAGCGAUGCAUCUUCAUCUUCAUCUUCCUCACCACCUGCUCCACUUUCAUCAUCGUCUCAGUACCCAUCAAGUCCUCAGAGUGACCUGCAGACAGGAGAUAAUUAUACACAGGAGGUAGCACAGGUAAAGCACAAGGAACAGGAAGAGGUAAAGGAAGAUGAAACUUCUCCAGCACCUGAAACUUCUGUCAACUCAGAAAACAAGAAAAUCCCAUCACUGACCAUUUCCCUUCAACCGGUUGUGGUUAUGGAGUCACUUAAACCUGGAGGACAGACAGUGAAAGUCGCUGAUCCAGGCAGCACACCGAUGGAGCCAGAGGAGAAGGAGAACAACAACUAUGAAACAAGCAGAAAAAGAUCAGGGCAGAAUACUGAUGCUCUUUCCCAUCGCUCACUAAAAGAGAAGAAAAUAAGGCUGAGCAGAGGAAAUAACCAUGCAGAGCCAGAUCAAAGAUGAAGGCAAUGAAUAUAUACGAAUCAUGCGGUUAUUGUGGUUAUCCGGCCCGGCAUUUUGUCUUCAUCCUCCGUCACCAUCCUCCAAAUCUGUGGUGUUUGCUUGAGUUAUCCAAAACACUGACCCUUUUCAGCACGUCUGUCAACAUGAAUGUCAUUUAACAAGCAGUAUUUAUACUGCAGUACACCAGAAUUGAAAUAGAUCUAGUGUUAGUGUGCACAAAUAAGAUAGUUUCCUGUUUUUUCUGAUUUCAUAAAUGAGAAGAACUUGAGAUUAAACAGUUCAUAAGUCUCCAAACAUAUAGCUCUAAAAUACAAGGGAUUUGAUUCUUUUAUCGGGUCGAUUUCACACCAGUCUUUGGCUUUACCAAAACAGGAACUGAAUAACUGUGUUCAUUGACAGCCCCUUGUCAAUAAGGACAAAUCAACCAGUUAUUCAUUCAUUUUCACAUUUCACUUUCUUCUUUCUCUUUAUUUGUUCAUGGAACAUUAAUGAUGUGCACUUGUUAUAUUUGACACUUUGUGCUUUGAUUCACGCUCAGUUUACUGGUUCUGUCCAUUUUCAUGUCUGCGCUCAGUUUGCGUUCAGUCUCUCUUCCGUGUAAGAGCUCUCAAAAGCACAGCUGUCAAAGGUCUAAUUUUGUCACGUCUAAGCACUAUGGUCUGUUUCUUGUGCAUGUGACAAAAAUGAAAACCCACUGCUUCCCCUUUGGUUUUUUUUUUAAAUGGUAAGCACAUAUUUUGUAAUAGUGAAUUUUCCACUUACAGUAGUAAGAGUGCAAACUGAAGAAGGGUGAAUCUGUGGGGAACAAAAUAUACUUCAAAUAGCUGUGUUUAGUUCUACAUCAUUGCUUUGCACAGAGGUAAAAACAAAAGUUUUAAAGCCAGAACCGAUAAAGAUAUUGUACUAAAGCUGACACAUAUUUAGUGUAUUUUGAUAGUCUGCCAAGCUUCCCAAAGCGCUUUUAAGACAAGAUUUGAAAAUGAGUUUGUUUUCAAAAAAUGUAAAAUAUAAGUUUUACAUUAUAGCAGGACAAAAUGGUUAAUCUAAUGUCCAUUGAAAUAAAUACAAAUAUAAUUAAAGUACCUUUCUUGAUGGCUGUAUGAGAGGUCAUGCCCUGUGUGGUUAAGGAGCAAGACAGGGAAGUACAGAACCGGAUGAACUCUUUAAGAUGUGGAAAACACUUUCAGUGCUUACAGGAAUAAGGCAAAUGAUUUGACCUUGAAAUGCACAUCUGUGUCAAUGGGAAUAAUAUUCUCUAUAAUAUGCUUUCACCACAAUGCUGGAACUUGAUUAUAGAUAAAUUUAACAAAUUUACAUGUACAAAUCCUAUAAAAAUAAAUAAAAAAAAACCCAGAUCAAUGUAUCACAUCCUCUACUUUCCAGUUUGGUGGUCCACAAAUGUGUGCAUAUAGUAUGUGCUAAUGCUGCAUUAAGUUCAUCUAGGCAACCAGGUUGGUAAAUUUGAUCUAUGCACAAUAUUUCUUGGUUUAUUAUUAGAACUCAUUACUAGAUGUUCAGUUUCCUCUCUCUGCCAGAAAUAUUUGCAUAUUUAGUACUUGACAUGUUGUGACCUUUUAGAAUGAAUGAAGAUGCUGUUUUGCCUUUUGAGAUUUGUCAGUUAAUAGAUGAUAGAUCUGUUGUAUAUGUAUAGUAAAGAUAUGCCGGGGAAAACUAGAUUUAUUUAUUUGCCUGUUUUGAUGAUUAUCGCAUAUCAAAAGAAUAUGGAGUUUAACCCUGGCAUCUGAUAGGGGAUUAAAAGGAUCACCGUUUUUCCUUUAAGUCCUUGUAUAACCGUAAGGACCAAAUAGACCAAACUGUUUCUAAUCCAAGACAAUCUGUGUCUCUAUCUGUGCUAAUGUGUAUAUAUUUAUAUUAUGUAUCGCCUUAUUCUAGAAAUAUUGUCUA
Xyrauchen texanus (razorback sucker) is the source of this 3897-nucleotide messenger RNA. Its product is annotated as RBBP8 N-terminal-like protein. Gene Ontology annotation, biological process: DNA double-strand break processing involved in repair via single-strand annealing; double-strand break repair via homologous recombination. Gene Ontology annotation, molecular function: Y-form DNA binding; damaged DNA binding; double-strand/single-strand DNA junction binding. The record is from RefSeq and is a predicted model, not a curated record. Gene Ontology annotation, cellular component: site of double-strand break. NCBI's taxonomy places the organism in Eukaryota, Metazoa, Chordata, Actinopteri, Cypriniformes, Catostomidae. Bases 211 to 1992 code for a protein of 593 amino acids. The transcript is spliced from 15 exons.